AUGGGUUCCAAGACACUUUUUUUCUUUUGCAUCUCCUUGGCUAUAGUCCUAACAAUUACCUCACAGGUGGCUGCUAGGGAAUUGGCUGAGACUUCCACGACGGUUGACAAUCCCAAGACACUUGAGACUCGUCCUGCCUAUGGGGCUCCUGUAGGAGGAGGCCAAGGAGGGGACCCUGGAGGUUGGCAUCGUGAUGGUGGCUACGGACGAGGUGGGGGCGGCCGCUAUGGGGGAUAUCCUGGUCAGGCUGUGGAUGCUGAGCCUUAG
Molecule: messenger RNA, 267 nt
Organism: Coffea arabica (coffee)
Lineage: Eukaryota; Viridiplantae; Streptophyta; Magnoliopsida; Gentianales; Rubiaceae
Source: RefSeq, a predicted model, not a curated record